AUGCAUACCCUCCGCGCGCUCGUCUGGCAACGAUUUCGAGAGACUCUGCAGAGUAGCAAACACAUUGUGGUCAUUGCCGGAGCAGGUCUGUCUGCAGCGUCUGGAAUCCCCACCUUUCGCGGUGGCGGUGGGAUGUGGCGAUCACUCGACGCCAUGUCGCUCGCCACUCCAGAAGCGUUCGAGGAGAACCCCUCGCUCGUGUGGCAGUUCUAUCAUUACCGCAGGACUAAGGCCGCAGAAGCGAGGCCGAACGCAGCACACGAAGUGAUCGCGAAGAUGUCCGCCCCGGCGUACCUCAAGAAAGUCGCGCCAUCCGCAGCCUCGUUCCACCUCGUGACGCAGAACGUGGACACGCUCUCCCGCGUCAUCUUCCCGGACUCGGUGUUCGAGAUGCACGGCCGGAUCUUCGACGUGCGCUGCACCGGCGCGUGCGGGCACGUCUACGAGGACCGCGCGGAGCCCCUCUGCGCUGCGCUGGGCGCCGCGGACGCCGAGUUCGCGAGCUACGAGGACGCGGGAACCAAGCGCAUCGACAUCGCUGAUAAAGAGCUUCCGCGGUGCCCGAAGUGCGGCGCGCUCGCGCGCCCGGGCGUGGUGUGGUUCGGGGAGAGGCCGUACCAUCUGCCCGAGAUCAACGGUAUCGUGUUCAAGGCGGACAUGUGUCUCGUCGUGGGGACGUCGUCGACGGUGCUCCCGGCAUCAACGUUUGCGUACCGCGUCCAGCGGCACGGAGGGAAAGUCGCAGUGUUCAACCUCGAUCCCGGCGAGCGGGACGAGAGGGCUGACUUCGUGUUCCGUGGGCCGUGUGAGAAGGUGUUGCCGGACAUUUUUCCUGAGCUUGCGGCAUAG
Messenger RNA from Epithele typhae, 849 nucleotides. Its product is annotated as DHS-like NAD/FAD-binding domain-containing protein. The coding region runs from base 1 to 849 and encodes 282 amino acids. NCBI's taxonomy places the organism in Eukaryota, Fungi, Basidiomycota, Agaricomycetes, Polyporales, Epitheliaceae. Gene Ontology annotation, molecular function: protein-succinyllysine desuccinylase activity; NAD+ binding; protein-malonyllysine demalonylase activity. The transcript is spliced from 6 exons. The record is from RefSeq and is a predicted model, not a curated record.